Messenger RNA from Procambarus clarkii (red swamp crayfish), 3901 nucleotides. The record is from RefSeq and is a predicted model, not a curated record. NCBI's taxonomy places the organism in Eukaryota, Metazoa, Arthropoda, Malacostraca, Decapoda, Cambaridae.
GGUCUGUACACUUCUUCCCGAGAGUACAGUGGAGACACUUGUUGGAGCUCUCUGCCCCUCGCUCAUCCUUAGGCUUUUAUUCUCCAGCAACCGUUGGAAUCCUAUUUUAACAUGUGUAUUUUAGUCCUUCAUAAUGAAUCUUCGAGGAGUCUUGUUGGAGACCUGCACAAUAAAUUUCAAAAUAUUACGAAGAAAAAAGCGUUAUUGGCAUUGAGAGAAUCUCAAACACUUCAGUCACUAAAAUUGUUAGUAUUAGGACGGCGCCUCCAAACUGAAGAUUCUAAAAUUGAGGAAAUUACUAGUUUUAAUUGUCAUGGACAGACGGGCCUGCAAGACUGGAAUAUUUACGAGAAUUACGUAGGAACGGAAAAUGAUAAAGUUGAGUGCGGAUACUACGAGGGAAAAGAUUCCUCAAAUUUAAUGGGUCUUGCAGAUACUUGCUCAGAUUAUAAAGUGUGUUUAUCAAGUUAUGUUUAUGAAAGUAGUUUACUAUGUCACCAAGAUGGUGACCUCGAGGAUAUAAAUGGCCUGGAGAGACGAUACGAACGCCCGAGUGAGCCAGUACUUGACAAAACCUGGAAAAACGACCAAGUUUGGCAGGAUGCAGAAUCGAUGUCUCGGAACGACGCGUCUAAGUAUCGGCUGGAGACUGUUUCAGGCCUCGACCCUGACGACUGGCAUGAUGCUGACGAAGACAAGUUCGGAGAAGUUGAAGUGCGUGAUGGUUUGAUGCCUGGACAGAACACGAGCACUGUGCUGUUAGAUGCUGGUGCCUCCGGUGCUAGACGCAGUGCCGGCGACUCUGAGGGCGGUGCUGGGCGCGGUGGUCGUGGUGCUAGACGACGACACCGUCGUCGUCGUGGUGGUCGUCGUGGCGGUGCCGGGGGCGGCGACGGGGGUGCCGGGGGCGGCGACGGGGGUGCCGGGGGCGGCGACGGUGGUGCCGGGGGCGGCGACGGUGGUGCCGGGGGCGGCGACGGGGGUGCCGGGGGCGGCGACGGGGGUGCCGGGGGCGGCGACGGGGGUGCCGGGGGCGGCGACGGGGGUGGGGGCGGCGACGGGGGUGCCGGGGGCGGAGGGGCGGCGACGGGGGUGCCGGGGGCGGCGACGGGGGCGGCGACGGGGAUGGUGGCGGCGACGGGGGUGCCGGGGGCGGCGACGGGGGUGGAGAUGGACUGGGCUGCCGGUGACUGGGCUGCCGGUGACUGCCGGUGCUGGGGUGCCGGUGACUGGGGUGCCGGUGGCGGCGACUGGGGUGCCGGGGACGGCGACGGGGGUGCCGGGGACGGCGACGGGGGUGCCACCGGGCCAGUGCAAAAACGUGGCUCCCGUUCAAAGGGGCCUAAAAAGGCUCCAUUACAAAAGCCCAAGGAAACGCUCCCACCUAUGUCGGCCAAAUCUAAAAAGAAAAGAUCGAAGCUUAGGAAAAACUCUAGUCAAAGCGGUGAGGGUGUCCUUCCUGAAGAUGGAAGAGGUUUUUAUUAUUUCUGUUCUGACGUUCCAGUGACUAUCAAAUGUAGGCUUGGUCCAAAUAAACGUGAGACCCUAGAACUCCCUCUAUCUGAGGAUGCAAUUAAACGCAUGAAAGAUGCCUUUGAAGAGGCUAAAAUUAAGGAUUCUAUCAGGAGAGGACCGGGCAGGGUUCCCGACAUGGCUGAACAUAUACCUACCCUUCCACAAUUACUUCAGGAUCCAGCUCCAUCCAGAACUGUAAUAUCUCGCCAUUCAUCUCGGUCAACAGAUGAAUCCGCGUUCACUAAAUCACCACGGCGGGGAGCGCGCGGCUCUAAAGAAAAAUUAGGUUCUCAAGAGGGUACCCGUAAGCGAAAUGCUACUAUCGUAGAUUGCCAUCGUAAUCUUAUUGACCGGACCAGAGAAUUGCGUAGUAGAAACGCGAGUAAGUCUACUUCUCCAAGGUAUCGUUCUACCCAAGAGGCUUCUGGUCUCUCCCCACCUGAGCACGUCAACAAAUCUGCUCCUCCAAUGAUUACACUGCCCAUUUCUGCCCUGAAGGAUCUGGGAAUCUCUCUACCUUCGCGCACCAAGGAUUCUCUUUCAGUGCCAUUGCCAACUGUUCCCCAAGAGGACUCGGAUUCUUCUAGUAUAGAUGGUGAUAACUGACGAGGCCACAGCCAGACAUGAACUUUAUCCUAGAUGGAAUAAACGUCCAUCUUACUGCGGCUUGAGCGGGUUCUUAAGACGGCUGAAAUGAGAGGUAUCCUCGUUUGCCCGAACAAUAAAAACUGCUACAAAAGCUUUAAUAGUGAUGUGCUGGAUAAUUUCGCUGGGCAUAAUAGACGCGCUGGUAUAAUAGACGGCCAAGUACCUGCCAUCAGUUCUUGACACCCUGUAACGUGGGCCGUCUGUGGGGGACCUGUUGCUGUGAGGCCUUCAGAUGGUCACCGGGACUUACAGGAAAAGGUUUGCCAAGUCUGUGGCACCAGACAACGUGAUGCCUGUCAAAACAUGGUUUUCUUUUAUGGUUGGUUUGGAGGCAAAAGAUAAUAGCCAUUAACAUGAUUAGCUCGGACGAGAAGCAAUUGGGGGAAACUAGACACGAUAGUCAGUUUUAUCAACUUUAGUUUUAAACAUUGUUGCAGGAUCUCCAAUAAUGGCAUAUCACAAAUGAAACUUUUAAUUGAGCUCCAACAAAUCAUUUUAUUGGUUAUUUUAUUGUGAACUGAACCCAUAAGGGGGAUAAUUUUAAUGAUAUUUUUAAUAAGCCUCUUUGUCCCUCCACUCUUCAUUGACCUCUUAGAAGUGUUAGGGGAGUGGGGGGGGGGGGGGGCGUUUGAGGAAGUGUACUGAUAAUUCGGGGAGCAGUUGAUAGGCCUAGGGGAAGGAUUGCGGGCAAUAAGACUUGUGCUUCGCUCCCACGCGUCUGUGUUCACUUACAACACUGUCGUCCUUAAUCUGUCGUUUGUCGACUUUGCAGAACAGAGCCAAGAGCGUCUCUACUGUACACAUUGGUUGGUUAAGUGGCCAUUACGGAAGUAACCAAGUUUUAAACUUUAGUAUUUGCAACGUUCAUGUAUUAAAUACAGCCUUGGACAAAUACAUUCCCACGUCAUCGUGGAAUUGUGCCAUAGUGGUGGCAGCUCAAAUGUUUUAUUUUAAUUUGACAUUUUAAAUUGCUAAUUAUUUGCAUCUAACCAGUCUUUUUAAGCGUACUAUAGCCUAGUGAAGGCGUCCUGCCUCAUGGUACAACGUGAUGCACAGUCAGUUUCACAUUAACAACUAGUUGAUGCUUGCUCUAAGGUGUUGAUCAGACAUCAGUGGCCCCUUUAUGGCCUCUUAAGGUUCCUUGUGAGCAAACAAUGUAGUUCUUGCGCUGAUUAUCAUGUCAUGGUUUAGAAGGCAUUGUAAGAUAUACCUUUUUGUAAUUGAUGCCCAUUGCUGGCUGGGAUAGUGUAGACGAGGUAAAUUUGAAUGUAAACAAAGGCUUUCUAUAGCAUGGACAACCUGCAUGUAGCCUGCAGGUCUGUAAAAGUUUUUAACAUGGACAGAAUUUAGGUUUAAAAAAAAUCAUUGUUCAAGGUAUGACUGAGACUAAUUUUUAGUUUACUGAUCUAUGUUAGAUAUUAUACUAGUAAAAUAUAUCGGCUCGACUUGUGGAAAUGAAUAUUAGGUUAAUAUUGUAAUUGUUAAUUAUCUAGGUAAAGUAAUAUAUGUUUAAGAAUUUGAAUGUUGUGACGUUAUUUAAACUUUGGUUUUUACUUGGUAGAAUAAAUUACAUUCGAUGCUGUAUGUUCGGUUUUAAUGGCUUUAAAUUGUUAAAUUUUAAAGUUUCACAUGGGCGCCUUGAGCUGCUCCACCAAUCACCUUUGACACAAAUGUAUAAGGAAAGUGCCAGAACUUUAUCUGGACUUCUUCACACUUGGAAAUAAAGUGGUUAAAAGAA